AAGUGCCGACUCGGCGACUGGGGUAAACGGCCCGUCUGCCGCCCACGGACUGUAGUAUUGGUGUAGUAACCGCGCCAGACUUGCCCACUGGGUGAUGCACCGAGCGGCCGUAACACAUCACGGCUACGGCAACUCGUAAAUCGGCGGUUGCACUGAGAUUGGAACAAAAGCAAUAAAUUACAAUUAACAAUGGUGGACCGAGCUCUGAGCUGUUUCUUGCGAAAAUACAACGCAAACAUAUGUGACGUGGAGUCUCGGUGAGAGGGCAUGGAGGGCGCGGACGGCCGCGACGAACUGUUGGAAUGGGAGGCGCUGUACCUGCGCCUGCCGCUGCAGAACUCGAGCUGGAACGCCACGGAGUGGGACCCCGCCGUUUGGAAUGCCACCGUGGUGCCCAACGCCACCUGGUGGGCUGCCGCGCCCUUCGACUCCCCGUCUGCGCUCGUCCGAGCCGCCGCCAAGGCCGUUGUACUCGGACUACUGAUUCUCGCCACCGUCGUCGGAAAUGUGUUCGUGAUAGCAGCGAUACUGUUGGAGCGCCACUUGCGCAGUGCUGCGAACCAGUUGAUCCUGUCGCUGGCGGUGGCGGACCUGCUGGUGGCGUGCCUGGUGAUGCCGCUGGGCGCCGUGUACGAGGUGGCGCAGCGCUGGACGCUGGGCCCCGAGCUGUGCGACAUGUGGACCUCCGGUGACGUGCUGUGCUGCACCGCGUCUAUUCUGCAUCUUGUUGCUAUUGCACUGGAUAGGUAUUGGGCUGUGACAAAUAUUGAUUACAUCCACGCUAGAACCGCUCGCCGAGUCGGCUUGAUGAUUGCGUGCGUGUGGAUCGUAAGCUUUUUGGUGUGUAUCGCACCUCUCUUGGGAUGGAAGGAUCCCGACUGGGACCGAAGAGUCUCUGAAGACCUACGCUGCGUUGUCAGCCAAGAUGUAGGUUACCAAAUUUUCGCUACGGCGUCAUCGUUCUACGUGCCAGUUCUUGUUAUAUUAAUACUAUACUGGCGAAUAUAUCAAACUGCAAGAAAAAGAAUACGUCGGCGGCGAGGCGCAACAGCCCGCGGUGGCGUGGGACCUCCUCCCGUGCCAGCCGGCGGUGCGCUCGUAGCUGCUGGUGGCAGCGGGGGCAUCGCAGCUGCAGUCGUAGCGGUUAUCGGACGCCCUCUGCCGACUAUAUCUGAAACGACUACUACGGGUUUCACAAAUGUAUCUUCGAAUAAUACGAGUCCCGAAAAACAGUCAUGCGCCAACGGCCUCGAGGCGGACCCACCUACGACGGGCUACGGUGCCGUAGCCGCCGCCUACUAUCCGACGUUAGUGCGGCGCAAACCAAAGGAAGCCGCUGAUUCCAAACGCGAGAGGAAAGCAGCGAAAACAUUGGCAAUAAUAACCGGCGCGUUCGUAGCGUGCUGGCUUCCCUUCUUCGUGUUAGCUAUUCUGGUGCCGACGUGCGACUGUGAAGUGAGUCCCGUGCUGACGUCGCUGUCGCUGUGGCUGGGCUACUUCAACUCGACGCUGAACCCGGUCAUCUACACGGUGUUCAGCCCAGAGUUCCGGCACGCGUUCCAGCGGCUGCUGUGCGGGCGGCGCGCACGCCGGCGCCGCGCCCCUCCAUAGCCUCCCCUCCCCCACUCGCCCCACGCCCCGCGUCCCUCGCCCCUCGCCCCUACCCGACUGACCUCGUCUAGUUCGAAACAUACUUAUGUUACCUUGUUACAUUUUCAGAGAUAUAUUUACACCCCUUUAUUUUUUGUACGUGAUGAAUGUGAAUACGAAAACCUGUCUAGUAAAUAAAUCACAAAUUCUCUUUA
Molecule: messenger RNA, 1805 nt
Organism: Trichoplusia ni (cabbage looper)
Lineage: Eukaryota; Metazoa; Arthropoda; Insecta; Lepidoptera; Noctuidae
Gene: Ser-4
Product: 5-hydroxytryptamine receptor
Exons: 5
Coding region: 268-1611 (447 amino acids)
Biological process (GO): adenylate cyclase-activating adrenergic receptor signaling pathway
Cellular component (GO): membrane
Molecular function (GO): G protein-coupled amine receptor activity
Source: RefSeq, a predicted model, not a curated record